Molecule: messenger RNA, 4172 nt
Organism: Melanotaenia boesemani (Boeseman's rainbowfish)
Lineage: Eukaryota; Metazoa; Chordata; Actinopteri; Atheriniformes; Melanotaeniidae
Gene: map4k5
Product: mitogen-activated protein kinase kinase kinase kinase 5
Exons: 35
Coding region: 527-3226 (899 amino acids)
Biological process (GO): protein phosphorylation
Molecular function (GO): ATP binding; MAP kinase kinase kinase kinase activity
Source: RefSeq, a predicted model, not a curated record
AUUACCACAGUUCUGCAGUGACGAAACCAGAGAUUAGCAGCUCACAGUUGCUUUUUAUGUGAGCCUCAUUUUUAAAUAAAUUGAAGAUUAAUAUAUUAUUCGUAAAGUUUAGCGUUCAGAUCCUAAGUAUGAAUAUGACGCUUCUCUAAAGCUGCCAAAAGAGGGAAAUGACAUGUCAACGACAAAAACUUAAUCGUGGAAUCUCUUUGCGGUUUGAAGUGGACUGGAACGUCUGUGGAACGAGCAGUAGCCCUCUGAAGUUUACUGUUUCCUCGAUAACAAAGAAACAUCGUUUUUCCUUUUUUUGCUAUUAUUCGACGCCAACGCGCAGUAAAAGGCUCUGAGACCAUUUAAAAUGCAAAACGCGCAUAUCUGCGGUGUUUUUAUUUUAGAAGGACAUGGGGCUCGGAGAGGGGUCGUUUGAGUACCACUGAUCGGCUAUUAUUCGAGACACCUACGUGAUCAACCCCCCCAUACACCACAUUUAAUCAACUAAAUGUAAAGGAUCCCUCAGGUUCAAGCUAUCAUGGAUAUCUUUCCCCGGCCAAGCGGUGAAAUUCAGAGGAAGAACCCCCAAAACGACUUUGAGCUCAUCCAGAGGGUGGGAAGUGGCACAUAUGGAGACGUGUACAAGGCUCGAAACAUACAGACGGGAGAACUUGCUGCAGUGAAGAUCAUCAAGCUGGAACCCGGGGAUGAUUUUUCCAUCAUACAGCAGGAAAUAUUCAUGGUGAAGGAAUGUAUGCACCACAAUAUUGUGGCCUACUUUGGGAGUUACCUUUGUCGGGAGAAACUUUGGAUAUGUAUGGAAUACUGUGGCGGAGGAUCUCUGCAGGAUAUCUAUCAUGUAACUGGACCUCUGUCAGAACUUCAGAUUGCAUAUGUCAGCAGAGAGACGCUGCAGGGUUUGGGCUACCUACACAGCAAAGGCAAGAUGCACCGAGAUAUCAAGGGUGCAAACAUUCUUCUAACGGACAACGGAGAUGUGAAGUUAGCUGACUUUGGAGUCGCAGCCAAAAUAACAGCCACCAUUGCUAAAAGAAAGUCUUUCAUCGGAACACCCUAUUGGAUGGCUCCAGAGGUAGCAGCAGUGGAAAAGAAUGGUGGCUACAACCAGUUGUGUGAUAUCUGGGCUGUUGGUAUCACAUCCAUUGAGCUGGCCGAGCUGCAGCCUCCAAUGUUUGACCUGCAUCCAAUGAGGGCCUUGUUUUUGAUGUCAAAGAGUAGCUUCCAGCCUCCGAAGCUAAAAGACAAAAGCAAAUGGUCUGCUGCUUUCCACAAUUUUGUUAAAGUGUCUUUAACAAAGAACCCAAAAAGGCGCCCCACUGCAGAAAAACUUCUGUCGCAUGUUUUUAUGGCCCAGACGGGGCUGACGAGGAGGCUUGCGGUUGAUCUCUUAGAUAAGAUGAACAAUCCAGACAACCACCAGCAUUACAGUGAAGUGGAUGAUGAUGACCUAGAGCCCAUCUCUGCCGUCAGACACACCAUCCGCUCCACCAACAAACACGCCAGAGCUGAGAGGACGCGCUCAGAGAUAAACUCAAACAAUGGAACAGACCAAGGAGGGCCAAUCUCAAGCCCUAGCUUCACUGACAGACACAGGGGGGAUGCAGUUGACAAGUUGCAGUUUAAACCACCUCUCCAGAAGGAAACUGAGGCUCAUUCUGAAAUGGAUGUAAAUAAAGAUAAUGACUUCCCUUCCCCUUGGAGCCCCUUUGCCGAGGGAGGAAUAACAACCAGUGGACACAUCACUCAUCUGGAAGAUGCCUUUGAAGAUGUAGAGCUGUCAACUCUGAAGCCAGGUGUUCCUCCUCCUCUGCCCCCUAAGCCGCCAUUAAACAGCUCGUCUGAGGAGUAUGGUCUAAAUGAUGAGCGGUGUCUGACAGUUCGGAGGUUCCCUAACUCAGAUAAUGGACCGAGCCAGGCGGCUCGCAGACAGAGCACACCUGAGCAGGGCAACAAGGGGGAGCACUCGUCUCCAGACUUCCUCUCAGCCAGCGUUAGCAGUCCUGGCCUUUUGUCUCAUGCAUCUGAUCCCGAUAAUGAUUCAGAUGACAGUGUGAAUGGAAGCAGUCUGAAGCCACCACCCAACCGGGAGCACCGGAAAAAGGAAUUCCCUAAACCAGCGAUCAACGGCCUACCACCCACUCCUAAAGUACUGAUGGGAGCCUGUUUCUCAAAAGUGUUUGAUGGGUGUCCGUUGAAAAUCAACUGUGCCACAUCAUGGAUUCAUCCAGACACCAAAGAUCAGUACCUCAUCUUUGGAACAGAGGAUGGCAUCUACACAUUGAAUCUAAAUGAGCUGCAUGAGGCAACAAUGGAGCAGCUUUUCCCAAGGAAGUGUACGUGGCUGUAUAUUAUCAACAACAAUCUGAUGUCUUUGUCAGAAGGGAGAUCCUUCCAGCUGUAUUCCCACAACCUCAUCGGACUGUUUGAGCAGUUGAAGAAGCCCGGCAGCCUGGCAGCUCAGCUCCAAACUCAUCGUUUUCCAGACAAGAUUUUGCCCAGGCGAUUUGCCUUGACAGCUAAGAUCCCAGACACAAAGGGCUGUCACAAAUGCUGCAUUGUGAGAAACCCAUAUACAGGCCACAAGUACUUGUGUGGGGCACUUCAGUCUGGGAUUGUCUUACUGCAGUGGUAUGAACCCAUGCAGAGGUUCAUGCUCAUCAAGCACUUCGACUUUCCUCUUCCCAGCCCGCUCAGAGUGUUUGAGAUGCUAGUGGUCCCAGAGCAGGAGUAUCCUCUGGUGUGUGUUGCCAUCAGCCAGGGUACAGAACCAGGCCAGGUGGUCCGCUUUGAGACUAUCAACCUAAACUCUUGCUCGUCCUGGUUCACAGAAAUGGGAACAUGUAAUCAGCAAGUGGAUGCAAUCCAUGUCACCCAGUUGGAGAGAGACACUGUGUUGGUGUGUUUGGACCAAAAUUUAAAGAUUGUUAAUCUCCAGGGCAAACUGAAGUCCAACAAGAAACUGGCUUCUGAGCUCAGCUUUGAUUUCUGCAUUGAGUGUGUUGUGUGCCUUCAGGACAGCGUCCUGGCCUUCUGGAAACAUGGCAUGCAGGGAAAGAGCUUCAAGUCCAAUGAGGUGACUCAGGAGAUUUGUGAUCCGAGCAGAGUCUUCCGCCUCCUUGGAUCUGACAGGGUGGUGGUUUUGGAGAGCCGACCGACCGACAACCCCACAGCCCUGAGCAACCUUUACAUCUUAGCAGGUCAUGAGAACAGUUACUGAUCCUCAGCCAGAGACUGGAAGCCUCAUAGAAAAGCUGAAAAGGUUUUGGGAGAGAACUCCAGUUUGGGACCUACAGUAUGCUGCUUGGUAAAAGGAAACGUCUGGUUUGAAACGGUUAUUGGAAGCUUUUGUUAAUGAUCACAUGAUCCGCAGGUCAAAAGAGGAGCUUCUUCCAUGCAGAUUCAUGAGUAGCCUUAACACCAGCACGACUUUCCCUGUAGCAUCCCUGAAUACAAAUAAUGAAGUUCAAGCAGGAGAAACCAUUAAAGCUUAAAUGAACUUUGUUCCAGUACCUAGCAGUUCUCUUUUUCUGUACCGUGGUAUGAGUUACAAACAAGUUAUCUAGAAGUAUUAUCGACUAAAGUGCCAUUAUAAUUCUCAAGAAAUGUGAUUGUAUUAGGAUACAAUGGGAGAUUGUUAUUAAUCGUAACAUAUCACAUAUAUUCAUUGCCGGUGGUAAAUAUCAGUAGGUAUGAGAUUUUACAAAUUUAGUUGUCAAAACUAAUAGUUUAAACAGAAACCCAUGAGCCCUGUGGGUUAUUUAAGCAAUAUUUAUUAACUUAAUCUUCAUUCAGAGGGAAUGUUGGAUUUCCGGACAGUGUCGGAGCGUCCUGCUGUGUGAGGAUUAUCUACCGGGUGAACAGUUCCUCAGCAGCUUUGGGUUUUACUGCUAUGUAAUAUAGUUGCUUCUUGUACUCUGCUGCAUUUUUAGAACUUGGAUUUAAUGUUCUACAAACAUGUUCUUUUCUUUUUUGUUCUUUACCCAUCUCUUUUAUAGGUCUUUUAUUAUUUGCACCAUUUAAGCACUUUUGUACAUUUUUAUUUAAAAUAAAUUGACAAAAUGAGGGACAAUGCUAGGUCUUUAACAUCUCUGCAUUCCCUUUGCAAAAUGUUUAAUGUAAACGUUUUUUGUAAUUAAAAAUAAUUAAAAGCUGUUAACAUGAAA